AUGCUGUCAAGAACAGUUCGAAUCUCAGCACGGCAAUGGCAGCAAUGUCGCUAUUCUUCCACUGUCGCAUUGAAAGAAUGUCUCAGCGCCAUCGAUGCUUAUAAUUCUGAAAUCAAUGCAUUCACCUCCAUUAAUGACAGAGCUCUUCUUCACAAAAAGGCGCUCGAAUCAGACGCCCGAAAAACCAAUGGAACUUUGAAAAGUGAAUUAGACGGUACAACUAUUGCCAUCAAGGACAAUUUUUGUACAACUUUUCUUCCAACUACAUGUGCUUCUAUCAUGCUUAAAGAUUUCACUUCACCCUAUGAUGCCACGGUUGUAAAAUUAUUAGAUGAUGCCGGUGCUUUAAUUAUGGGCAAGACCAAUAUGGAUGAAUUUGGUAUGGGAUCUGCCAAUAUCCAUAGUGCGUUUGGGCCUGUGAUCAAUCCUUGUAGUCAUGGUGACGAGAUCAAACGUUCUGCAGGCGGCAGUUCUGGAGGCAGUGCAGCUAGUGUUGCUAUGAACAUGUGUACAGCUGCCUUAGGGUCGGAUACAGGUGGAUCGGUUAGAAUGCCAGCGUCUUAUUGUGGUUUAGUCGGAUUUAAGCCAUCUUAUGGCCGAUGUUCACGACACGGAUUGGUUGCAUAUGCAAAUUCUUUAGAUACGGUGGGUAUUUUAACUAGAAAUGUUCAAGACUGUUCAAAAGUAUACGAUAUUAUUUCAAAUUACGAUAUUCAAGAUCCUACAUCGAUCCCAAAUGAAUUAAGAACUGAAUUAGAUGCAAAUGAUACACAACUUUCAUUACAAUUUCAAAAUGAUUUAAAGGGACUGGUGGUGGGUGUUCCACAAGAAUUUUAUGUGGAUUCUCUCUCGGACGAGGUUCUGGACGUGUGGCGUAAAGGCAUUCAACAUCUCGAGAGUUUAGGUGCUAAAAUUAUCUCGGUCUCCAUACCCCAUGUAUCAUUAGCUUUACCUGCUUAUUACAUCAUUGCUUUGGCCGAAGCAAGCUCGAAUUUAGCAAGAUAUGAUGGAAUACGAUAUGGUCAUCGGAGCCCUGACAAUGAAGAUCAUUUAUUAUAUGAGGAAACGCGAUCAAGUGGAUUUGGUGAUGAGGUUAAAAAGCGUAUAUUACUCGGUACACACGUAUUAACAGCAGGCACGUACGAGACCUUGUUCUUGCCAGCUCAAAGUGCACGAAGAUUGAUUCAAAAGGAAUUCAACGGGGUGUUUAAACAACCCAAUUUAUUAUACAAUGAAAAUACACAAGAAGGAGAAAGAGCACACAUUUUAUUAGUGCCCAGUGCCACAUCCGAAGCACCGACAUUAAAUAAUAAGAAGAGUGGAAUUGAUGAAUAUAUCAAUGAUGUAAUGACUUUACCGGCCAAUUUAGCCGGUAUACCAGCCAUCACGGUUCCUUUCAGAAACACUCCAAACCCCAUUGGACUCCAACUAAUGGGUCAAUACGGUUAUGAUCAAUUCCUUUUACGUGUUGCUGAUAUCAUGACCUCCAAAAAAUCGCCCAUUUAA
Mucor mucedo is the source of this 1506-nucleotide messenger RNA. RefSeq names its product amidase signature domain-containing protein. NCBI's taxonomy places the organism in Eukaryota, Fungi, Mucoromycota, Mucoromycetes, Mucorales, Mucoraceae. Gene Ontology annotation, molecular function: glutaminyl-tRNA synthase (glutamine-hydrolyzing) activity. The record is from RefSeq and is a predicted model, not a curated record. The transcript has 9 exons. The coding region runs from base 1 to 1506 and encodes 501 amino acids. Gene Ontology annotation, biological process: glutaminyl-tRNAGln biosynthesis via transamidation; mitochondrial translation. Gene Ontology annotation, cellular component: glutamyl-tRNA(Gln) amidotransferase complex; mitochondrion.